AUGGCAGGCCAUCACCCAGAUUUGCAUCUGGUAGGCUGGAAUAAUAUGAAGAUCGAUAUAUGGACACAUGCCAUAGGUGAGAAUCAUAAGAACGACUUCAUUCAUGCUGCUAAGAUCAACGAGCUCCAUGUGGAGGAUCUUCUGAGGAAGAAGAAAGUUGCCAAAUGA
Molecule: messenger RNA, 168 nt
Organism: Eruca vesicaria subsp. sativa (arugula)
Lineage: Eukaryota; Viridiplantae; Streptophyta; Magnoliopsida; Brassicales; Brassicaceae
Source: the annotation of a GenBank genome assembly